Molecule: messenger RNA, 1143 nt
Organism: Kickxella alabastrina
Lineage: Eukaryota; Fungi; Kickxellomycota; Kickxellomycetes; Kickxellales; Kickxellaceae
Exons: 1
Biological process (GO): RNA 3'-end processing
Cellular component (GO): TRAMP complex; nucleolus
Molecular function (GO): poly(A) RNA polymerase activity; mRNA binding
Source: RefSeq, a predicted model, not a curated record
AUGACAUCCUCGGCGGACAAGCAGACCGAGUCCGAAGACUUUAUAACCAUUAAUUUCUCAGACACUUCAGACUCGGAGCACGCCGAAACAGAUAUCGGUAUCACCCGGAUCAAGCGCAAGGCCGACAGCGAUGAGGCCGCCGCCAAAGACGAUAUUCCGGAUCAGGGAAACUAUCAGACAUGCUAUAACAACCAACCGCUGCCGCCCUGGCUCAAGGGUCACCGGAGGCUGGGAAAGGGUUCCAAGCCGGAUAUCAGCGAGAUGAUCAACGAGGAAGUUACCCGUUUUAUCGACUACAUAUCCCCGACACCCGAAGAACACCAUAUGCGCCUCUGGGUUAUUGAGCGCAUGCAGCGUGUGCUCGACCAGCUACAGAUGAUCGACGUGAAGCCCAAGGCCCAGUGCUUUGGCAGCUUUGAGACCCGCUUGUACCUGCCCACUAGCGACAUUGACAUGACCGUUAUGCUGCACAAUGAGGGCACCAAGGAGAUGUCCGAGAACUAUAAAUCAAAAGAGGCCGUGCGCCGUUUCCUGUACACCCUGGCGCGGCAGAUGAAGAAGUCAGGCUUUUGUCGGGACUGCGAGGUCAUUGCCAAUGCCCGGGUGCCCAUUAUCAAGACACACGAGAUGGUCACUGGUUUUGCCGUCGAUAUCUCAAUCAAUGCCGACAGCGGCUUCAAAUCCGCCUCCGUGCAGCGGUCCUUUUGCGAGAGGGUCUACCCGGAUGCCCUCCGGCCCAUGGUGCUUAUUAUCAAGCAGUUCUUGGCACAGCGGUCGAUGAACGAAGUGUACACUGGCGGUAUCGGCUCCUAUGCUAUCACCCUAUUGGCUGUCAGCAUGCUGCAGAUGCACCCGCGCAUCCGGGCCGGCGGCCUGGAUGUCAGCAAGAACCUCGGCGUGCUCUUGAUAGAGUUCUUCGAGCUCUACGGCAAGCGCUUCAAUUAUGACACCGUGUGCAUCAGCGUGCUUGAAAAGGGCCAAUACCUGGAUAAGCGCCGCAAGGGAUUUUACAACAUGAACCAGCCCUAUCUUCUGUCCAUCGAGGACCCCUGCGAGCUGACCAACGACGUGUCCAAGGGAAGCUAUGGAAUCAACCGGAUCAAGCAGACUUUUGGCGGCGCAUAUGAUCUGCUCAACAAUGCC